This is a messenger RNA of Caenorhabditis auriculariae, 11769 nucleotides long. The record is from the annotation of a GenBank genome assembly. Lineage: Eukaryota; Metazoa; Nematoda; Chromadorea; Rhabditida; Rhabditidae.
AUGGGGCGUGCGAAUUACGGCGUGUUGAGAAUUCAACGAGUCGGUACGAUUCUCCUAUUUUUCGAUUAUAAAAGGAUAUGUCACUUUUUACAGCGAUUUAUAUCGAAAAAUUGGUAUUGGCAUGAACUAAGAUUCACUUUUUUUUUUACUGAAAGCCUUAUUUUUGGUCCGCACUUCUGAAGUUUAGAGUUAUAUAGUUGAAAAAAAUCACUCAUUUAAUCAAAAAAAAGGUGAUUUUCAUAUUCGAUCAAAUUUUUUCUGACUCUUUUAUGGUCUGAAUAUUUUUUUCGAAAUCAGGAAAAAAAGUGAAUACGUUUGAAAUUGAAAAAAAGCUAACUAAGUUUUUUUAAACAUUUGCGUACAAGAUUUGUGGCCCUUCUGAAGACUCUUUUAUAAUUAUGUGUAAUUAUUUCUAUUAUCAUGAAGUAACUAGAUUUUUAUGCGGAAAAAAUUGAAGCUGUAUUUGGUUUUCUGAUUUUAAAACGCCGUUCAUUGACAAAAGUGGUUUGGCACGAUCAGAUUUGUCUAUUUACGGUCGGAAGAUCAAAUUACCGCUGCGAAGUUACCAGUUUAACUGACAAGUAAAACAAAGGGAAUGAGAAAAUAAGACUAUAUACGAGCGAAAAACGCGCUAACGCUGGCUAGCAGUUGUUUUUAGUUGGUUGGCUGGUUGUGGACGGGUGAAAGGGCCAGAGGGGGGAGAUCGAUACUCGGACCAACGGCUUGUCCUUCUCACUCGAAAAUCUUUCCCGAAAACGGACAUUUGUUGGACCUGGGAGCGUAAUUUCACUAUCUAAGUAGAGCUCCAUUCCUUUUUUUUUACGCAAUAGCCAUAUUUUUGAUGUAGACGUGAAUGUAAAAAUUCGCAAUCAUUGAGUUUGAAGAGGAAACUAUCUUUUCGUUUUCAUUAUUGGUCUUCUUUUUUAACUAUUUCCUCUCAUAUUGCUGAUGGGAUACUGACGAAAAAAGAAAUUAUAACAACUAAAAAAUCGAGUUGGUAAUAGAGAAUUUUGAUUUUGCGUUGUUUUUAAAACGAUUAGGGAAAAUACGCCAGAUCAACCUUCCCUUCCAACCAAAUUAGAUUUCAUUUAAAAUGGGUACACAGAAAACCUCUGCGGGAGGGGAAAUAGCUGUUUGAUUGGCAAAAAUCGGACAGGUAUUGUCCAACAGGUUUUCUUCAAAGUUCCUUCUGCAUCCCAACCAACCCUUUCUUCAACAUUAUUCAUUGUUUCCCGUCAUUUCCCACUGGAAAUCGCAUUGAAAAGAUGUAUAUCUAUAUGUUUUGGAAAGUUAGACAAUUAAAUAUUAAAAGCUAAAAACGAGUUGAUUCGUUCUGUCAUAUUUGCAGCUCCUGCAUUAUAAAGCAAAUGUUCUAGACAGUUUACAGUCUUUUUUUUCUAGUAUAUUCAAAUAAUAUAUCUUCGCUCACGCCGUUUGAAUAUUUAUGGAUUCUAUUGGCUAUUGAACUUGAUAGAACGAUUGUUUGCUCAAGGGUUUUACAGUCACAAAGUCACUCUUGUUCCAGUUUACCAAUUAGAAAGUUCGCUUAAAUUAUAACGAGAAACCUUGAACUUUAUACAGUAAAUUUCUCCUAACCAUGUACCUCAAAAAUGGUUCUGCAGUUCCAUAAGAUUUCAUCAUUUUCGCAUUUUUUUUUAUUUAUUGGAAAAGUUUACUCUUUUUGUAUUCCCCGAAUGAUUCACCAAAAUGUCAGGUGUUUCUCAAUCGAAUCAGUUCACAUUGAUCUCCUCCAGUUUUCGAUGAGUCACCACUACCUUUAUUCUUUAACUUGAGUACACGACCCUCUCUGAUUUGUUUUCAAGUUUUGCUAGUAACUGGAAAACGAAAUUCAAGGUCUCAAUACUAUGGACUAUGUCGCAGCCGCGGAAGCGAGCAAUAUCGCUCGCCUUUCGCUGGACUUCGCAACCUCUAUUAUCAUGUCAUUUUUCCGAUGACUCAAGCCAGCCCUGAAGUGGCUAUACCUAUAAUAUUUUGUUUGUGAAUAUUAUGUAUAUAAUUAUCAUCAAAAUUUUUAUUUUCGUUCUCUUCUUUUGAUAUGAUCCGCGUUUUUUUUACGUUUUAGUGAUUUUUUUUGUGAACCGAAGACAAGAAAGAAAGUGGUAAAUGUUUUCACCGCGUUCUACUCAAAUUUUAAUUUUUUUUUUACUUUUUUAGCUCUCGCAAAUCAAGAUAGGAGGAUAGUAAGAUUCCACGAAUAGUAUUGAAAGAGUAGAAAAUUAGACUUUAUAUCCUAUUUAUUGAUAGUCCUUUAGAACACCCCGAUUGAUUUUGAGAGUGCAGUUUGUUAGUUAAUUCUCUACACACUGUCCAGUGUCGAAAACGGGAAAUGGCGCUAUUGAGCAGUCAAAUUUGUUUUUCCCUUUGUAGGCCUAUACAGAUCCUUCUAUUCUUCUAGGCGUCUUUAGUCAAAUUUUAUCAAUUUUUUCAGCUGAUGUUCGAUAUUAGAUAAUUUUGAAUUUUUGGGUGAACGCAGUAUCCAUUCCAUUGCAUACGGCCCCACUAUUGUACUUGGAGGAAAUUCACAAGUUUUAACUUAGAACUCUCCUUUCUUUCUGUGUGUAGCGGCAAUCAUAAUCCAAGUUUUCAAAUAGAAACUAUCGGUUUUUCGCGCGAAUGGAGUCGCCGACCGGCCAAUCGACGACCAAGAAGCCGGAAAAAAACUGUUUGAUGGCAUUAGGCGUUAGCGAUCCGCCACGCUCUUCCUUCUUAACUUUUCCGUUUCCUUUUUGUCUCUCAUUUUUGCCCGUUUUCACAUAGUUUUGUGGAACUCAAAAAUGCUCUCCAUCUUAAUUAAAUCGUUUGUAAAAAACUUUUUGCAAAAUCAUGUUUUUUAUAGUUGUGCUAGUUUACAAAUGUAUUGUGUUAUCAUUCGUUAUGGUUUAGUUUUGUCGAUGGAGGUUCUCUUGAAAACCUUGUUUCUUUAAAAACGCUCAUUCAUUGAUUCCUUGAAGUAUUCUCAGCAGGUGGGAUUGGUUUUGUCGUUCCGCCAGCGUGAAAAAAAAGCUUAAAAAAACAGCGUAGAGGUCGCCGAUGUGACCAUUUUUCGGUGCUUUUCCCGUUACCUGCUCGAUUUGACAUAUGUGUGUGUCUCUCGUGGUCCCUUUUUUUUCAAAGCUUUUCGCAGCUAUGAAAUCCGGUUUUCAGCCCUUUUUAUUCAUUAGUUUUUCAGAUAACAAUUUUCUGUCAACAAGUUUAUUCCUUCUGAAGAAUAGCAAAGAAAUGAAUUAGAAAAUUUUGACGAGGUCGAACCGGGAUUCAUUUUAUUCGUUUUUAUUCGAACUUUUAUAUUCAUAUCUCGACUCAAAUUUUAAAAAUAUCGAAAUAAUGAGAAAGAAAAGAUGAGAAUCUUUACUUGAUAACUUCAGUAUUCAUGUAGUGUGAUUACAUGCAGCGUUACACGAGUAUUACCUUGAAUGACUUAUGGAUUUUUAGAGGCUCAUUUUCGUUCCAUGAAAGCGUGUCUUGAUUUUCACAGCUUUUUUUCUCGUUGAGAUACAUAUCCAUUCCAUUGCAGCAUUCUUCUCGCGCGUCCCCGCCCGAAGAUCUUUAGCGCCAAAGUCGUUGGCGACGCGAUUGAGCGAAAACGCGGCGACCGUCCGCCGCUCCAGCUCUGCCGCCUCUGACACCAGCGGGGGUCGUUUCCGUCGCCCAGUCUCCAUCUCCUGCUCGACAAUGAUCGUCCCUGGUAAACAACUCUCAGCAAGGCCCCAUCAUCUUUCUCAUGUCAUUUUUAGGUCAAACUUCGUUACCUCCGGUGCCGCCGCAGGAGAAGCUCGACGAGUUGUUCGACGACCUUUUAGUGAGAGCUUUUUCGAAAUUUUAUGGUUUUUUCAACAGAAAAAAUUUUUUAGAAGAAAAUGGACCUGCCAGUCGAUAAGCUGAGAAUCUUACGCGCCUAUGACAACGAGAAGAAGUGGAAAUUGGUUAUUGACGAGCAGGUCGUGAAGCAAGUCAUUCCUCCCGUCAAAUAUCUCGAAAAGUUAUCCUACUUUCACGACAAGAAAACUCUCAAAAAGGCUCUCAAGAACAAGGAGGUUUCCGAAGAGUUUCAACUUUGCCUUAUUUUUUUUUCAGAUCCUUAAUGAUGAAACGUCGACCAGUGUUUUGAGUCAUAUCGAGAUUAGCCUACGAACCAAUAGUGUCGAGUUGGUUUUUUGUAAACCUGUUAUGAUGAUCAAACCUGAUUAGACUUGAAAUAUAUAUCGAAAAAAAAGAGACAAGAAAGUAAAAGUUAUGACUGGAACGGAACAUGCUUCAAAAGACAUGCUGAAAAAGUUGGUCGCUUUUUUAUGAGGCCUAUUUUUCUCGAGUUCUCAAACUCUGAGAAGUUUUUUCGGCUCUAUUAAGGUUUUAACGGUUCGAAAGUGCGUUUUUUUCUUUCAUACAAUAACCAGUUUUGAAGUCAGUUUUCAAAAAAUCUGCUCAUUAGUUUUACAAAAAUUACCUUUUCAAAUCAAUUUUUCUAUAGUCUGUUCAGAUUUUGAAUGUCAAGCAGCUAACUCCACCCCCAAGGCUACAAUAUUUUUCGCGUCAAUGUUUUAUCUACAGAUGACGAUGGCCCUUUAAUAAAGCUGCAUUUUUGACUUCUUUUUCUAUCUUUUAGAUCAAAAAAGAUCAAAAAUUGUCCCGCGCGGUAAAACAUCGACGCGAAAAGGUACCGUCUCAGCAGAGGCGGAGUUAGCUGGUUGACAUUCAAAAUCUGAACAGACUAUAUUUUCGCCAAAAAAAAAUUCUCCCGAACACUAUUUCGCACUUAACAUAUUUUGAUCUGAAGGCGAGUUAAAAAGGCUGACAUGAAGUUUAUUGAAAAAAAAACGGAAAAUCUCUCAUUUAUCUAAUAUUCGCUUUUUCGAAACUUAAAACCUAACCAAAAUCAUGAAUUAUGCCUUUAUUGGACACUCAAACGAUUUAGAGCUAAAAAAAAACUUCAUAAUUUUGAAAAUUUUGGUUUCUCGAAAAAAAGAAACGACCGAACCGACCGACUUUUCCAGCAUGCCGUUUUCCUAGGCGAAAACGUGCUUAUCGGCGCACCGAAGUUGCUCCAAAACAGUACUAAUUUUUGUUUUAGAGCAUUUUCUUGCUUUUCGGACCAUUUAUCAUUUGAUCCGAAGAACACGCCGUUACUUUUUUUUCAGCUGGGUGUUUCAAUUUUUGGACGUUCCCAACAAUGGCCUGCAGAAGCUCGUCGACUACAUGUGUCAUCUUCUACCGACUUGCGGUCAGGCGCCGUCCACUUCCACAGGCCUCCAGAACUCAUCAAUGUUCGCCUCGUCGACCAGCGCCGGAGCCUCCGACUCACCGUCGCAUCUUUCCGGCUCCGAUGUCACCGGCAGUCCCAUUUACAACUACAGCGACAAUAGUAUUCUCAAAAAGAGUUGGUAUUCUCAUAUAUGUUUUCCAUUAUCAGUGUGUGAUUUAUUAUUAGAUAGAAAAUGUCAUUCUGAAAAAUUUCAAGUGUGGAAGAUCUAAAAAAUGUUUCUAUACAUUUCGUUUGAGAAUUUAAAAAAAAUGCGUUUAAAAUGAUGAACCAGAAAUAGGUAUUAUUACCGAUGUUUUUGAAAACGAAAGCUAUUUCUAUAUACAAAAAAUUUGGAGAGAAAACAUUUCAGGAUCUCUUGUAUUUUUUCAAAAGUGCUUUCAUACAAAAAUGAUUCUUCAUUGUAAAUAUCCCUAGUGUGCCAAGUCCUAAUAAUUUUUUUUUCCUGGUAUUUCCCAGAACCGUUUUAUUUAUUGUAAAAUGAAUAAACUGAUGAUGAUGAUGAGAAUAUUUUAACCGACCACUAUUACAGGCGCAAUAACUUCGGCGAAAGGAAAAUCAAGUAAAAACGUAGGAGAAGCCGAGGAUGAUAUCCAUAUAUGUAUGAUGUGUUUGCGGGCCAUCAUGAAUAAUAAGGUAAUUUUAAUAGAAAUUUAUUUCAGAAUUAAAUUUGUUUUCAGAAUGGUUUUCAAUUAGUUUUCGAUCACACGGAAGCCAUUUAUUGCAUUGUCCGGAGUAUUCUACAUCAAAACUUGAGGUUUUUUCGAUUUAAUAAAAUUUCCAAACGUUGUUUAUUAAGGACAAAGACUUUGGUGAUACAAAUGCUCUCUUCGAUUUGCAUGGUGCAGGGCGGACAAGAGCGUGUCAGCGCGGCAUUCACUCGUUUUGAGAAGGUUUGAUUUUUCUCUUCUCACAUGUAGAUUUACCUUUCCUUCUGGAACUUUUUAUAAAUUUGCUCAAACAAUCCCUGAAGGUUCAUAUAAGUUCUAUAAAAGUGGCAACCCGCGCCAGAUUCUAUUUUUUAAGUUAAGUGAAAUUCGAAAAGUUAGGCCUAAAACUUGUAUUUCGAAAAUUCGAAUGAAAUCUCAAAAAUUAAAAAGUUUGCGCAGCCAUUACUGGGAUCUUCAUCUAGACAUUCAGAAGAUGUUUAAGCGAAUUCGCAGAAUAUCUCAAACCGCCAAUUAAACAGACCUCCUCUGUCAAGCCUUUUUAUGCCAAAAUUUCGUGUUUGCAGGACUUUCGGGAACCUCGACGGUUCUGGACCAUGAUGUACUUUAUCCACCAUCAACCGGGUAUCUCUCAGCCUUUUUUUCUGUCAUUUUUGAAGUUUCAUCUUUUCAGAGUUUCACGUUGAAUUUUUGUCAUCCGCUUUGCAGUUCUUCGACUAUUUUGUGAAUAAUGUCGACGAUUUGAACUUGCGUGUCCACCUACAGUAUGAAAUGACGGCCGUUGGACUCGACAAGUACAUUGAGGUUAUCGAAAUGUUCCCGAUCUACGCUAAUAUUUUUUUUUCUAGACAAUGGCCGACUGCAGUUCGGAUGAACUUCAGACUCGGAUGGUCGUCUAUCAGAACAAUGCGAUUGACGUCGCUCAGUUGCUCGAUGAUUCAAAUCAGAAAUCAGAACUGCUCGACGAGAUAUCCGUCGUCAGAUUGCGUCUUUCACAUGUUGGUAUAAUCUAGUACGAUCACGUCUUGAGCGUUUUGAAUAUAAUCAUCGAGAAUAAAUUCCGAGAUGAACGUCGGUAGAUUGACGACCUUGAGAAAGUGCUGCUCUUUAACCGCGCCGGUCUUGGCAUGCUAAAAAAAGUCGGUCGCUUUUUUUUUGAAAAUAUUGUAGUUUUUUUUAAUUCAAAAUUGUUUGAGUGUUCUAAUUGCGUAAAUUUCUCGAUGGGUUAGGUUUUAAAUUUCGAAAAACCAAAACAUUGGCGGUCCAAAAUAAGAUUUUCUGUUUUUUGUUUCAAUAAAUUUCAGGUCAGCCUUUUUAACUUGACUUGAAAUCGAAAUAUGUUAAGUGCGAGAUAGUGUUUAAAAGAUUUUAAAGCACUUUUUGGCCAAAACAGAUAUAUUCAAGAAAUUGAAUGAUUAGAGUUUUUUGAAAACUGAUCGCCGAACUGGCCAUACUACGAAGAAAUACGUAUUUUAAAACCGUUAAAACCUUGAUAAAGCCCAAAAAACUUUUCAAACUUCGAAAUCUCGCAAAAAUAGACAUCUUAAAAAAUUGAACGACUUUUCCAGCAUGCCGCCGGUCUUGCGUUUUCCUUGGCUUUUAUGAAACACGAAUAGAAUGUUCAAAAAUCAUGAAUCAUCUGGCUUUCAGGCAAACGAGCGGGUGCAAGAAGUAGAGGCUAAGUGGAUCACUGACAAGGCGGCGCUGGAUCGCCGGCUCUUGGAUUUGGUCAAUGAGCGCGAGAAAAUGGAGCGAGACUAUGAAACUCAAAAGGGCACUUGGACUCGGACGCUUAGUGGGUUUUUUCAGAGUCUUUUUUGCGUUGCUAAAAACCAUUACGUAAAUUCUAUUAAUUUUUCAAAUUGUUUUCGAAGCUCUUGAUAGUUUAAUCCUCUCAAAAAUGCUUUAUUGCCUUUUCACUGUUAUCGUAGUUACAAAGUUAUUGUAUAGGUCGAGAAUGAAUUUUUAAAUCAAAAUUCUAUCAAGCUUUUUUACGGCUCAGUCUUCAGAUGAAAAGGAUCGGACCGCUCGCGAGGAACGAUCACGCCUUGAACAGAAGAUUACUGAGCUCGAGUCGAUACAGAAAACUAUGCAAGGUAAAGAAAGUGUCUGGAACGAACCUUAUCUAAGGAUUUUAAAGCGGGUCUACAAGUGCAGCAGCAGACAAAGUCACCGCCGACCCCGCCCCCACCAGCUCCUGGACCGCAUCGAGACAGCGAGGAAUCUUUUUCGCAGUUACCUCCUAUAGGUUUUUUUACAAGUUGCAUGUUACAAACUAAAAGAACAGUACUACUAAACCACGAGUGAUGUCUACCUUUAUCACACUUGUAGUAGUAUUUCAGUUUUGCCAUUAGUUCAAUUUUACUUCGCUUUUAUAGUCAAUUUUGCCCGACUUGGAAGGCUUCUUGGCGGGAAACUAGAGGUCGAAUCCAAUCAAGGGAUAAAUGUAAAAAAAAAGACAUUUCCUUUUUCCUGGCCUUCUAAAAUCAUAAAAACCAAAAUUUUUUUCAAAUAAUACCAAAGUAAGGCUCGAAAAAGAGGCGCGUUUGAUUUUUACCAUAGCUGAUGCACCGUUUCAACACAGUUAGGCCUCAGAUUUUCGAAAAAAGCAAGGCUGGGUCACCAAGCUCAAAAAACAGGGUUUGAAUAAUAGUACACCCGUUGAGCAUGAGAAUCACCAUUACCAAUCGACCUAUCUUGCCUCUCAAUUUGGGAAGGAGUGACUUUAUUUCAAUUCUACUUUACAAGUUCGCUUGCAUUGCAUUUGCAUUGAAUGAGGUUUUCGGGAGGAAGUCGCGACAAACUAACAUUUUUGUUCAUAUUUUAUUUUGAAGUGGGAAAAACAACACGAUUGCAGCAAGCGGACCUCCUCCGCCACCGCCACCACCGCCGCCGCCUCCGCCGAUCGCGUCUGGAAGCGCACCGCCGCCACCGCCACCUCCUCCACCACCAGCUGGAGUAUUUGGCCAAAGUGGCAUCCCACCCCCGCCUCCGCCUUUGCCAGGAACCUUUGCUCCACCGAGCAAUGACGUCAAGACUAUCAAGAAAAUCUACCAGACCAAGUGUGUCAAAGCUUUUUUUUUAGAAAUAAAAGAAAAUCAAUUUCAUUCCAUCCACGACAUUUGAAUUUAAUUUUAAAAUUGUUUACAGAAACAAGCUGCCACAGUUGAACUGGACGGCCAUGAAACCCAACCAAGCAAAAAAUACAGUUUUCGAAAAGCUCAAUGACGAGCAAAUUAUCGAGGUUUUACACGAACCAUUUACAUUUAAGAAAAAUUUUUUUCAGAAAAUCGAUUUCACCAAACUCGAGGACAUGUUCAAAAUGGCGCCCAGUGCCAACCUUGUUGAUCAUGGAAAGUCGGAACUGUUGGCGUUGAGCCAAGUGAGCCCCGGAUCGACAGGAAGCUCAGGCUCGGCGAGAAAAAAUACCCUUCUCGAGACGAAACGCCUGCAGAACGUCGGUUCGUAUUUAUCUGUAAUACCAGACAGAAACUUUAAAAUACACUGAGGUUUUGUGGUUAUGACAUAUCGUGAAGUAUUGAAAAAAUGAGCAAGUUUCAGGAAGACUACGUUGGGAUUUUCAAAUCUAGAUAGCACUAGCUUUCAAGAGCUUUUUAGGAGAGAAAAAAAACGCCAGUCCUCUGAUUGUUGAAAAUUCAAAAAUUUUUUUUUCCUCAAUUUUUCAAAAUUUCUUUUUAAACUCAUGAAAUUCCCGAAAUUUUUUUCUUCAAUUUUUUUAAAGUUUUUAUUUAUUCAGUAAAAAUAUUUUUUUACAAGCGUUUUUUUCACAUAGGAAUUUUUCUCCUUUUGCAGCCAUCACUCGUCGGAAAGUUGCAAUGGAUGCUCGCAGCAUAAUGGCGGCUGUACAUCAAUUGGACCUGAAUUCCUUACCUGCUGAGAAGGUUUACCUGUUUUUUUUCCGUUAAUAAUUUUCAUAUUUUGAAGGUGGACAUUUUGUCGCGUAUCCUGCCGACGGAGGAGGAGAGGAAGCUGUACGCCGAAAAGAAGGGCGAUCUCGACGGCCUCAGCGAAGAAGACGUUUUUGUUGCCUCGCUGUGCGAGAUUGAGCGCCUCGAGCACAAGCUCACCGUCAUGAGAGUCAUGGCGGACUUUGAUGAGAGCACCGCUUUGCUCGAACCUGUUAGUUCUUUUUAUUCUUAUUCGCCCUGCUCAAAGAAGUUAGAACUUUGUGUGCGCCUUUGCGUCGAUGUGUUUGUUAAAAUUUAUCUUUUUUUUCGUAUCUGAUAACCCUGUGUAUUUCAGCAGUUGACCCAUAUCACAGCGGCAUCAAAGUGCGCUCGCGAGGCAAAUUUGUUCCACAGCGUGCUGGAAGUGAUUCUGGCGUUUGGAAACUACAUGAACAGUGGCAAGCGGGGCGGCGCGUACGGCUUCAAACUCGCCAGUUUAGAUUCGGUUUGCUUGAAAUUGAAGAAAAAAAAAGAAGUAAACUGUUAGAAGAGUCACCUUGUCAAAGGGAAACUAGACUCAGUUUUUACUUUUUCCAUUUCAAAUUUCGCAGCUAGUUUUCUUGGUAAAAAAAAAUGCAUUCUUUGCAGCUGGCCAUUUUGAAAUCUCCGACAGACAGGUCGCUGACCUUGCUGCACAUGAUCGUCGAGACGAUGGAAUGGUCGUUUCCAGAACUCCUCAAAUUUGGAGAUCAACUCAAGUUCGCGGACAAGGCGGCCAGCGGUUCAUCGGCUUUUUUUAAAACAUGACUGACUUAUCUUUUUUCAGUUCAAUGGGACAGCGUGAAUGCCGACAUGAAAGAAUUGGAAGCUGGUUUCCAGGUGAAAUUUUUUUUUAAAGAUGAACUUUCGCAAUCACCCGGAAGAUUUUUUUUUUGCGCUUUGCGAGAUCGAAUAAUUUGAUUUUUUUUGCAGACAGCCAGAAACGAACGAAAACUGAAAGGAGCCGAUUGCCCCCAAAGUCUGGUGAAGUUUUUAGACGCUCGCGAGUCGAAAAUGUCUCAGCUCCAGGAGGCCUAUAAACUCGCAACGGUUUGAUUUUGAUUGGCAUCGAAGUAAAAAUUGACAAUUUUUCAGAAGACGUUUGAGCAGUGUGUCGAGUUUUACGGGGAAAACGCCAAAUCCACCGCCCCCAAUGUGUUUUUUGGCAAGCUCGCCCAGUUCACGGCCAAUUUUGCGCGAUGCAAACAGGAGAACGAUGCGCGUGUGCAGAAUGAGAAGGUUUUAAUUGAAAAAAAAAGCUUUUUCGAAUUUUUUCUGCCCAAAAAGUGCCUCUAAACUUUAUUUCCUUUCCUUCAGAAAUCAUGUUAAUUUUUUGGGUUCAGAGACUUCGCGAAGAAUCGGAACGUCGUGCUAGAGCUGCCUCCAAGUCUUCUGGCCAGCAGGACCUGAUGCUGGAGCUAGCCGAACGCGUUGGGGGAGGAGCUCGUCGAAUUCGUCACAAAAUCGAAAGUCAGCAGAUGGGACAUGGCGACUUCGAAAAGCUAAUGAGUGGUUGGUUUCGAAUUAUUUUUGGCGAAUAAAGAUAGCAGUAGUAUCGGAAUUAGCACGAACAAAAUUGCUAUAUCAGAAAGUUAGACUAUGUAUGCUACUUAUUGGUUCAAAGUUAGCAUACACAUAUCAAAUUUGAUAGUGCACUUCGUUAGCUAAUUGUGUGGAUAAUACGCCGAUCGAGCAGUGAUUGACCUUUGCAAAAUACAUUUUGAGCCCGUUUUUUGUAGGAUUGAAGCACACCGGUGGGAAAACGCCGCAACGACGGAAAACUUCGUCGUCCCCUUCUCCAGCGCCACGAUCGUCUGUUCCACCACCAGUGGCUCCAAAGUCGCGAGUCGUCAACGUUCAACGAGAUCGCCAAUGA